Austrofundulus limnaeus is the source of this 2021-nucleotide messenger RNA. Its product is annotated as alpha-1,6-mannosylglycoprotein 6-beta-N-acetylglucosaminyltransferase A. The record is from RefSeq and is a predicted model, not a curated record. Gene Ontology annotation, cellular component: Golgi apparatus. Gene Ontology annotation, biological process: protein N-linked glycosylation. Lineage: Eukaryota; Metazoa; Chordata; Actinopteri; Cyprinodontiformes; Rivulidae. Gene Ontology annotation, molecular function: alpha-1,6-mannosylglycoprotein 6-beta-N-acetylglucosaminyltransferase activity.
CUCUUCGUGGGUCUGUCCUUCCCCUAUGAGGGCCCCGCCCCCCUGGAGGCCAUCGCCAAUGGCUGCGCCUUCCUCAACCCCAAGUUCAACCCUCCGAAGAGCAGCAAGAACACGGAUUUCUUCAGAGGCAAACCCACUCUGAGAGAGCUCACCUCCCAGCACCCGUACGCUGAGGUGUACAUCGGCCGGCCACACGUCUGGACGGUGGACAUCGAGAACCCCGCGGAGGUGGAGAAGGCCAUCCGCUCCAUCCUUAGCCAGAAGAUGGAGCCCUACCUGCCGUACGAGUUCACCUGUGAGGGGAUGCUGCAGAGGGUCAACGCCUUCAUCCAGAACCAGGACUUCUGUCACGGUCAGGUGAUGUGGCCCCCCCUCAGCGCCCUGCAGGUCAAACAGGCCGAGCCGGGCCAGUCCUGUAAGCAGGUGUGUCAGGAGGCUCAGCUCAUCUGUGAGCCCGCCUUCUUCCAGCACCUGAACAAAGACAAGGACCUGGCCAGGUUCGGGGUGGACUGUCAGACGGUGGAGUCCAGCGCUGACACGGUGGUCCCGGCGUACAGCGAGACGCGUCGACACUGCAUCUUCCAGUCAGACCUGCUGCUGUUCAGCUGUGCGGGGGCGCACCAGUCGCUGCGGCGCAUCUGCCCCUGCCGCGACUACAUGAAGGGCCAGGUGGCGCUCUGCAAGGACUGCCUAUAGCAAGAAGGAGGUGGGGAAGGGGCAGGGGGCGGAGUCGAGGAGGAGGAGGAGCGAGAGACGAAAACAAAAAGGAAAAAAAAGAAACAGAACCGAGUUUAUUCUUCAUAUUUAUUAUUUCCCUCCCCAACAAACAUGAACCUUCAGAGUCACCAGCAGGGGGCGCCAGGAGUCCAGGAGGGACUUUACUUGAAUCAAGACAGGAAGUUGGACUUAAGCAGCCGCCCCUCCCCCCUCCCCCCACACUCUGACACUGUUAUUGUUUAGGUAGCUUUGCACUGGAAACACAGAUUUACACUGUAACCAUCUGGUCCCUCUGGUCUGAGCAGACUGAAGUCUCCAUGUUGCUUCUGGGAGGUUUAGGGGUCCACACGACCCCAGAACCCCCCCUCCCCCCCACAGACGUGUCAUUGUCACAUAUUUCCUGUUGUUCUGUACACGGCCAGUAGAGAUUUGUUGAAACGUCGCAGCACAACAUCCGGACCGAACAAAGACAAACUGUCCACCAGGUGUCCCUGCAGCACACGUCCUCACCUGGAGCUUUUUUUAAACAGAUGUUCUGUUUGGGUCGGGUUAAUGGAUCUACAGAGGUUUAACCAGAUCUUAGUGACACUGUAUGUUUAUAUGUAUUUAUUUUGUACACAAACCUUUUUCUCUGUUUUGCUGGAAUUUUGUUUUUGUUUUUUAUUUAUAGCGAGGUCUAUUUUGUUUGUUUUAUUUAUGGAGAGUAAUUUAAAGAGGGGUUCUGAUUUUAAGUCUGAUCCAGACGUCAGAAGGUUUUAUUUUUCACGUGAAUUGGGUAAAAACUUUUUUCUCUCAUCUCUUUAAAAGUUGACAGUAACAAUUGUGCUUUUUUUUAAAUUAAGCUUUUAUUUUCCAAUCGUGUUUUGUCUUUGCACAAAUGUAAAAUCAGAAUGAACGUUAUCAUGUCGUGCUGCCAAGUUUAAUGUUUUUGUUUUUAUAAAAUGUGCCUUUUUGUGCUUUUAUUUUGAACAUAUCUUUGGUUAAAUUGGAGUAAAUGUAACUGAGUUAAAGGUAAUUCAGUGGAUUAGAUUAUGGAGUUCCCAUGACUCCCAUCAGACGAGCUCAUGUGACUGGAGUCUGUUCUAAUUUACCCAGAAUUCCCAGCAGCUGAAGCCUCAUUGGACAUAACAGAUCAUCAUCUUCAUCAUCAGCAUCGAAUGUUUCCUUUAGUAAAAAAAAAAAAAAGGAUUUUUUAUGUUUUAAAGUUUGAAGCAUCCAGAAUCCAGAAAAGUGAAUAACAGUUUGUUUUUGUUUGUGAGUCAGAGGGAAACAACUUUAUUUUUAAAUAAAUCUUUUUUCUGUGA